AGAUGAGAGGAAAGUGUCUACUCUUUCUAACUUGUUGUCCACUAUAUUAUUCCCUCCUCCACCACUACCACCUUCCUACAAACACGACAAAAGGAAAAAAUAAAAAUAAAGCGAGACAGAAAGAGAGAGAGAGAGAAAAGAGAGAGUGAGACAUGGAUCUUGAUUGGGUAUCAGCUUUUUUCAAGAACAACGAAUGGCUGAUAGUGUAUCUCAAAGGCAUGGUGAAGCCCGCGGCGGCUCUCGCGGUUGUGCUUCUAGCCGUGGCUCUCUCCUACUCCCAGAAACUCUCUUUGGAAGGAGACAUGAUAUACUCUGUUUUACGAUCGUUUCUUCAGCUCUCUGUCAUCGGGUUCGUUCUUCAGUUCAUCUUUAACCAAGAAAACGCCGGCUGGAUCAUCCUCGCUUACCUCUUCAUGGUCUCUGUCGCCGGUUACACCGCCGGAAAACGUGCAAAGCACGUGCCACGUGGAAAGUACGUGGCCGGAGUAUCUAUCCUCGCCGGAACAUCAAUCACAAUGUUCCUCCUCAUCGUCCUCAACGUAUUUCCUUUCACUCCUAGGUAUAUAAUCCCUGUGGCCGGGAUGAUGGUGGGAAACGCCAUGACGGUCACCGGAGUUACCAUGAAGCAGCUGCGAGAUGACAUCAAGAUGCAACUAAACCUGGUGGAGACAGCAUUGGCACUAGGAGCAACACCAAGACAAGCGACGUUACAACAGGUGAAGAGAGCUUUGGUGAUAUCUCUAUCUCCGGUUUUGGAUAGCUGCAAAACCGUUGGAUUGAUCUCUUUACCGGGAGCCAUGACCGGUAUGAUAAUGGGCGGUGCGUCGCCUCUUGAAGCUAUCCAGCUACAGAUAGUUGUGAUGAACAUGAUGGUUGGAGCAGCAACCGUUAGUAGCAUCAUGUGUACGUAUCUUUGUUGGCCAUCUUUCUUCACUAAAGCUUACCAGUUAAAAACUCAUGUCUUCUCAAGCUGAAGUUUUAGUUAUCCAUAUUUAGCACACAAAAAAAUGUUAUAUAGUUAUCCACGUACUUUCAACAACUUUAUAAUUUUUCUUAAAUUGAAAAGCCAACCAUUAUGUCUUUAAAUCAUACUGUUUAGCCCAUCUCAACUGGGGAAAUGCAAAAUUUAUAAUCAGAACAUGAACUUAAAAGGAUCCAAAGCACACACAUAUAAGAGAAUGAACAAAACUUAGGUUCACCCCAUAAGUUUUAUGAGAAUACAAUUUUAGGUUCAACCUAAGUUUUGUUCUAAGAGCAUGAUGAAUAGGGGUUUUUAAAGGUUUUUAAAUUAAGGUAAGAACUCCACCCCUAUGAAUCCCAUUAAUCAUCUCAUUAAUCAUGGUCUAAGAGAAUACAAUUUUAGGCAAUCCGCAAUCUAGUGAGCCUAAAAUUGUAUCAAAAUUGGAUGUGAACAAUGCAUAGUUUAUAAUCAUAAAUAAAUUGGUUGACCCAAAUUUUUGUACAAAUUGAUUUUCUGGACCAAACAUAAAACAUUCAAGGAUCUAGUCUUCAAACGUAUAAAAAACUUAAGAAAUUCAACAAUUUUUUUAUUGCAACAGAAAUUUUGAUAAUUAACAUAAACAGUUAUUUCAUUCCGUAAAUUAUGACUUAAUACAUUACCGAAAAAAAUCAUAGCUUUAGGGGCAGAUGAAAUACACCAUUUAAUUACUUGAUUAGUUUAUAAAUAACGAAGAAAUACAAAUAUUUAGCUUUAGAAAAAUUAAAAUAAAACACGACAACCUUUUUGUGAUUUUCAGACAGUAAAACAAACUGUUUCAUCACCUCCGUUUGUUCUUACUUCCAAUCAACAACGUGAAGUAAAA
Messenger RNA from Brassica oleracea var. oleracea, 1823 nucleotides. Its product is annotated as protein ALUMINUM SENSITIVE 3. The transcript has 3 exons. The record is from RefSeq and is a predicted model, not a curated record. The coding region runs from base 153 to 974 and encodes 273 amino acids. NCBI's taxonomy places the organism in Eukaryota, Viridiplantae, Streptophyta, Magnoliopsida, Brassicales, Brassicaceae. Gene Ontology annotation, biological process: response to aluminum ion.